This is a messenger RNA of Metarhizium album ARSEF 1941, 705 nucleotides long. RefSeq names its product helicase and polymerase containing protein tebichi. Gene Ontology annotation, molecular function: ATP binding; nucleic acid binding. Lineage: Eukaryota; Fungi; Ascomycota; Sordariomycetes; Hypocreales; Clavicipitaceae. The record is from RefSeq and is a predicted model, not a curated record. Bases 1 to 705 code for a protein of 234 amino acids. The transcript is spliced from 3 exons.
AUGUCCCUCGUGGCUGAUUAUGACCCAGUGCUUAUGCUGAAACGAUUGAUUGAGGAAGCCGGCACGAAAGCGCUUCUUGUUCUCCCAUACGUUGCGCUUGUGCAAGAAAAGGUAGGCUGGCUGCGCAAGGUCGUUCAGCACGUCAAGAUUCUCGACAGAUCGCUGCUGCCCCAAGGUGCACAAAAUGGUCCCUGGCGUCGGCGAGCAGACUAUGGUCGCAUUCGAGUCAUUGGCUUUUAUGGAGGUGGAAAAGUACGAGCAACUUGGGACGAUUUUGACAUUGGUGUUUGCACAUUGGAAAAGGCAAACGCCCUAAUCAACACCGCUAUUGACGAUGGCUCAAUAUCAAAUCUUCGAUCUGUAGUCUUGGACGAACUGCACAUGAUCGAUGACGAUCACCGAGGGUACAUCUUCGAAUUAAUUGCUGCCAAGCUGCUUUGUCUUGGGCAGCAAGUCCAACUCAUUGGUAUGAGUGCAACACUUCCGAAUUUAAAUUUACUCGCUGCAUGGCUGAACGGUCAUACUUAUGAAACAAGGUAUAGGCCGGUUCCCAUAGAAGAACAUCUGGUGUACGACGGCAAGGUCUUUCUGGCCGGUCCCAAUGAUGGACUGGGGCAUACCCCAUCGCAAUUGGGUAGCCAGGAUGUGACAGAAGGAAAAACAACGCCUAUCCGGCGAAUAGAGAAGUCGGCGCACAAGGAAUAA